Eremothecium cymbalariae DBVPG#7215 is the source of this 1335-nucleotide messenger RNA. It is a transcript of the gene ARG7, whose product is annotated as glutamate N-acetyltransferase. Gene Ontology annotation, molecular function: L-glutamate N-acetyltransferase activity, acting on acetyl-L-ornithine as donor; L-glutamate N-acetyltransferase activity, acting on acetyl-CoA as donor. The transcript has a single exon. Gene Ontology annotation, biological process: L-arginine biosynthetic process; L-ornithine biosynthetic process. Gene Ontology annotation, cellular component: mitochondrial matrix. The record is from RefSeq and is a predicted model, not a curated record. NCBI's taxonomy places the organism in Eukaryota, Fungi, Ascomycota, Saccharomycetes, Saccharomycetales, Saccharomycetaceae. Bases 1 to 1335 code for a protein of 444 amino acids.
AUGAAAGCUAGUUUACAGAUUUGCAAAAGAGCUAUGAACACAGUAGACAAGUAUUCACUUUAUGUUCCAAAGUCAGGUGUCUUCCCAAAGUGUCUUAAAGUGGCCUCCAUAGCCUCUGGGAUCAAAAAAAAUGGAAAUUUAGAUUUGGGUAUAAUUUUGAAUACACAUGAAUCCUUAAAUGGCGCUUCUCUUGCGGGUGUUUUCACAACUAACAAAUUCCAAGCUGCACCUGUUGUAGUAUCAAAAAAUGUUCUUGAGCAGCAACAAGGACACAAUAUCAAUGCCAUUGUGAUUAAUUCUGGAUGCGCAAAUGCUGUAACGGGUGAAGUUGGGAUGCAUGAUGCUCGUGAUAUGGUUCAAUCAGUGAAUUCCCACAUCGGUCGCGCUAAUUCCACUUUAGUUAUGUCUACUGGUGUAAUUGGUCAAUUGUUGCCGAUGGAAAAAGUCAAGAAUGGAAUUGAUAAAAUGUUUCUAAGAAAAGGUUCUACCUUUGGUGAGGAUUAUUCUUCUUGGUUGAAUUUAGCGAAAUCGAUUACUACCACAGAUACUUUCCCUAAGAUUAUUAGUUCUCGCUUUACCCUACCAAAUGGGGUUCAAUAUACUCUGACAGGAAUUGCCAAGGGAGCUGGUAUGAUAUCUCCAAACAUGGCAACAUUGUUGGGAGUCAUUUGCACCGACCUUCCAAUUUCCCCUUCUGCAUUGCAAAGCAUGUUAUUGCAUGCGACAUCACGUUCUUUCAACUGUAUAUCUGUUGAUGGUGAUAUGAGCACCAAUGAUACCCUCUAUAUGAUGGCUAAUGGUGCUAUAGAAACUGAUAUUAUCACUGAAUCUAGUCCAUAUUUCAACUCCGUCCAAGAGAAAGUAGUCGAUUUUUCACAGAAAUUGGCACAAUUAAUAGUUCGUGAUGGUGAAGGUGCCACGAAGCUUGUCACUGUUAAUGUGCGGAACUCACUAAACUUUGAGGAUGCAAAAGUAGUUGCGGAAAGUAUAUCAAAUUCGAUGCUGGUUAAAACAGCGUUAUAUGGAGAAGAUGUCAACUGGGGUAGAAUAUUGUGUGCUAUUGGAUAUGCCAAGUUGGGUGAUGUUAGAUCAUUGGAUGUAACAAAACUAAAGGUGUCUUUUGUAGCAACGGACAAUUCGGAGCCUAACGAACUAGUACUGAUUGAAAAUGGAGUUCCCCAGGUGAAUAUCAACGAGUCAAGGGCCUCCGAAAUCCUUGCAUUACCGGACAUAAAAAUUGUGGUUGAUUUGGGCACCGGGAAGGAAGAGUGUAACUUUUGGACAUGUGAUUUAUCUCACGAAUACGUUACAAUCAAUGGAGACUACCGUUCUUAA